Messenger RNA from Ictalurus punctatus (channel catfish), 8666 nucleotides. RefSeq names its product Rho GTPase activating protein 35a (gene arhgap35a). NCBI's taxonomy places the organism in Eukaryota, Metazoa, Chordata, Actinopteri, Siluriformes, Ictaluridae. Gene Ontology annotation, molecular function: GTP binding; GTPase activity. The transcript is spliced from 7 exons. Gene Ontology annotation, biological process: signal transduction. The record is from RefSeq and is a predicted model, not a curated record. Bases 1072 to 5688 code for a protein of 1538 amino acids.
GAGUGGUUGAAGGGAGGAGAGGCUGGGAACGGGAGAGGAUCCGCCAUUAUUGGGAAGCUGAAAAACCCCGCACUUACGCACGCACACACACACACACACACACACACACUCCGCCACAAAUGAGUGUAUUUUGCGUCGCGUCAGCUCGGAUCUGUUUUCUGCGGAUAAAAAUCUGCGCUUUUGUCGCUGUAGAGUUUUAGCGCAGUGUCCGACUGAAACGUUUAACAACAACAACAAAAAAGAGGAGACUGAGAAGUCGGGAUGUUUUUGGGGCACAACAAAGGAAAUAAGAAGAAGUGGUGAAAAGAGCGUGCUGGACGCAGGGAACUCUCUCUCUCUCUCUCUCUCUCUCUCUCUCUCUCUCUUUCUCUACGCCCCCCUCCUUUCCCAGCAGUAACACAGGGAGAGAUCCGGACAUUCCGGCUUGUUUUUCUUCACUGUUUGAUUCGUCUGUUUCACUAACAAUAACAGCAACACAGGCACUAAAACGCUCUGAAAACUUUGUUUCAUGGAUUCAUCAUUGUGAGAAGAGUAUUGUUAGACGGACAGCUACAGGAAAAAAGGGAGAUAAUGAAAUUAAUGUGACUAGGGGAGAAGAGUUAUUUCUGCUGUUACUGAAUCUAAAGGGAGAGAAAAACGAGUGAAAGAGUCGAGGAGUGGAGAAGACAGACAGGAAUGCUGUGGAAUAUAUUCCAGGUGGACAAACCCAAGACUUUGUUUGUGUUACGGAACUUUUGAGAAGAGAUGGGCUGGGAUGGUUCUGCCUCCAUCACACCUUUCUAAUUUCACAUCAGACCUCCUCCCCUUCCUCCCAAAUUGCCAACCACCUACAGGCCCUUUGCAUUGUUGCCCUACAAAGAUUCUGCAUUUUGAGGUGUUUCUGCUAAGUGCACAAAUGACUCUGUAUUUAAGAUUUGGCCACGAAGAGUAUUGAAUACAUGCUCCCCAUCCUUAAAGAAUUAGCAAGUUGGGGACCUUUUUAAGUCCUGGAUGUGCUUUGAUGGAAUAGUAACCCAGUAGCUUUCCAACUAGAGCUUCUGGGAAUGGCAAGAUGAGUGGCUUCAAACGAUAAUGAUGGCAAAAAAACAUGAUGCUCGGGCACCAACCUACAACUUGGUUGUAGUAGGUUUGUCCGGGACUGAGAAAGAGAAAGGGCAAUGUGGGGUAGGAAAAUCCUGCCUUUGUAAUCGCUUUGUACGCCCCAGCGCUGAUGAUUUUUAUUUGGACCACACCUCAGUUCUGAGCACUAGUGACUUUGGUGGUCGAGUGGUAAACAAUGACCACUUUUUGUUCUGGGGUGAGGCAUCACGGCCAUUGGAGGAGGGACCUGAAUGCCGAAUGCAUGUGGUGGAGCAGACGGAGUUCAUUGAUGACCAAACGUUUCAGCCACAUCGAAGCACUGCACUUCAGCCUUAUAUUAAGAGGGCAGCUUCGACCAAACUGGCCUCUGCUGAAAAGCUGAUGUAUUUCUGUACUGAUCAGCUGGGUCUUGAACAGGACUUUGAGCAAAAACAAAUGCCUGAAGGAAAGCUUCUUGUAGAUGGGUUCCUUCUCUGUGUUGAUGUAAGCAGGGGAAUGAACCGUAAUUUUGAUGACCAGAUGAAGUUUAUUUCCAACUUGUACAACCAGUUAGCAAAGACUAAGAAACCAGUUGUACUUGUCUUGACCAAGUGUGAUGAGGGAGUUGAGCGAUAUAUUAAGGACUCUCACACCUUUGCUCUAGCCAAGAAAAAUUUGCAGGUAGUUGAGACUUCAGCACGCUCUAAUGUGAAUGUUGACCUUGCCUUCCUCACCCUAGUGCAGCUGAUAGAUAAGAGUCGAGGAAAACCGAAGAUCAUCCCCUACUUUGAGGCUCUGAAGCAGCAGAGUCAGCAGAUAGCAUCUGCUAAGGACCGCUAUGAGUGGCUUGUCAGUUGCAUUGUGAAGAACCACAAUGAAACAUGGCCCAACAUCAACCGUAGAAUGCAAACUUCCCCUGAAUACAAAGACUAUGUCUUCCUUGAGGGUACUUCCAAAGCCAAGAAAUUAUUUCAGCAACAUGUGCACAGGCUCAAACAGGACCACAUAGAAAAACGGCGCAGGAUUUAUCUAAGUACACUUCCACAGGCUCUGUGUACUUUGGUACCAGAUUUAGAUGAGAUUGACCACUUGAGCUGGUCAGGGGUACAGAAGGUUCUGGAGACAAAGCGUGGGUUCUCACAGUGGUUUGUUAUAUUAGAUGACACACCAUGGGAAACUACUCCACAUAUAGAUAACAUGGAAGAUGAGCGAAUACCCCAGGAUCUUUUGGAAACCCCAGCUGCAGAAGUCAUUUAUGAAAGUCAUUUAGAGCACCUGAGGAAUGAGAGAAAACGAGCAGAAAUGCGUCGAGAGUUCAAAGAGAAACUGGUUGCAUCACCAUUUGUCACUCCUGGCAAGCCUUGGGAGGAGGCCCGCAGCUUUAUAAUGAAUGAGGAGUUUUACCAGUGGCUGGAGGAACCAGAGUAUCUGGAUAUGUACAACAAGCAUCAGAAGGAGAUUAUUGACCAAGCCAAGGAGGACUUCCAGGAGCUGUUGCUGGAGUACUCUGAGCUGUUCUAUGAGCUUGAGGUGGAUGCUAAACCCAGUAAAGAAAAAAUGGGUGCCAUUCAAGAGGUUCUUGGAGAGGAACAGAGAUUUAAGGCCCUUCAAAAACUUCAAGCAGAGAGGGAUGCACUAGUUCUCAAGCAUAUACAUUUUGUCUACCACCCAACAAAAGAGACCUGUCCUAAUAGUCCUUACUGUGUGGACAGCAAGAUUGAGCAAAUCUUGGCCACAAGAUUUCCUACUCGGUAUGCAUUUGAUGGCACCUUGAAGUCCCAGUAUGGUGAGGGAAAAGUAGAUAGGAUUAAUCUUGUAAUCCUUGGAAAAGAUGGACUUGCGAGGGAGUUAGCCAAUGAGAUCAGAGCAAUGUGUACCAGUGAUGACCGAUAUACACUGGAUGGAAAGACAUAUGAGCUGGCUCUGCGGCCUAUAGAAGGCAAUGUACGUUUACCAGUUAACUCUUUUCACACACCUACUUUUACUCCACACGGAUGCCUGUGUCUCUACAACUCUAAAGAAUCGCUGUCCUAUGUUGUUGAAAGCAUUGAGAAACUUCGAGAAUCAACCAUUGGACGAAGGGAUAACAGCUUAGCACUGCUCCCCAUGUCACUCCUAUUGGUCACCAAGAGAGGAGUUGGAUCAAUUGGGGAUAUUGGGGGAGAAACUGCCCAAAGUUUAAUAAUACAAGGGCAGCAGGUUGCUGGGAAACUGCAGUGUGCUUACUUGGAUCCUGCUUCCCCAGGUGCAGGCUAUGCACGCAAUCUAAAUGAAAAGCAGAUCAACCAAGUCCUAAAAAGCCUCUUGGAUGUACAGAGACCUCUUGGCAGUCUUGGAAGUAGCUCCCCUCCUUUACCGGCUCCACGUGCCCGUUUUAGAGACUCUCAUGCUCAACAAACUUCAGAGGCUGACUUGCAUGUUGUUAUGUGCAUCAUGUGUGGAGAUACUUAUGAUGUAGACCAACUUUUAUCACCAUUUUUACAUUCUCAGCACUGUAGACCUUCUGCCAACCUAUCUAGUGGCACAUCAGUGUUGUUAGACCUUACUAUUGGUAGCCAAAGGCAAACCAUUGACCUAGCUGUGCUAUCAUAUCAUUCUACUUUUUCUUUACGCAAGAGCCGUUUAGUGCACGGAUACAUUGCAGUAUACUCGGCAAAACGCAAGGCGUCCCUAGAAACACUUUGCGCCUUCCUUUGUGAAGUGCAAGACAUUAUUCCUGUGCAGCUGCUGGCAGUUGGGGAGACUCAAGCAGAGCUAACAGAAUCGGAGGUAGCCCGUGAUCAACUGGUCGAAGGGGAGGAGUUGGCUCAUGAAAUUGAGGGCCGUUUCAGUUCUGUUGUCUGUGGACCUGGUGGGGUAGUGGGUGGUUUGCAUCGAAUAGAUCUCUUCCAGCCCUUUUUAAAGGAGGUAGUUGAAAAAAGGACCAUUGUAGAGGCCACACAUAUGUAUGACAAUGUAGCAGAGGCCUGCAGUACCAAUGAGAGUGUCCAUUCGCCUCGUUGCGGGUCACCAAGUGUCCCCAUGCUGGACUCUGAAGAUGAUGUCGAGCCCUCACCACCUUGCCCCAUCUAUAGAGAUGAUAGCACUUUGACUCAUGGCUUUAAGUUUUCUGACCUGGAAAGUAGCGACACCUUCAGUGUCAUUUCUGAAAUUAGCACAUUUGAAAGCAAGCUUAACAACAAAGUUCCACCACAGGUGCGACCCAAGCCUACAGUUACAUUUGGGAAAGUUAGUCUUGGCUCCUACAUGGACCAUGGAGGUAACAGACGUUCAUUACCUUCAGUCACAUGGCCACCAAGCAGUGAUGGUGGAUAUGAUCCUUCUGAUUAUUCUGAGCCAGUGGACGCUGUGCCUAAGCCCCGCCCCACAGAAGAGGAAAACAUUUACUCAGUCCCACACGAUAGCACCCAGGGUAAAAUCAUUACCAUUCGCAAUGCAAAUAAGAGUCAUUCUAAUGGUGGGGGAAAUGGCUCAGACAGUGAGGCAGACAACAGUUCACUAGAGCGCAGGCGCAAUUUGUCUACUGUUGGAAUUAAGCCACGAUUAUACCGUGAUCGCUCUAAGCGACUGGGCAAGUUCAGUAAUUUCCGCACAAGUUUCAUUGGCAGUGACGAUGAGCUUGGAGGUCCACCCAAAACCAAAGAGGACGAGAUGGGGAUACAGAAAGGGGACAAUUCUCUGAAUGAAGAAUGUGAGGACCCUAAGAGAAACAAAAUUUUGAGGAGUCUGCGCAGAACUGGCAAAAAAACAAGGCCAAAGCCUCGCCAGUCCAUUUCUAAACAACUGGAGAGUAACUACUUUGGUGUGCCAUUGGUCAACGUGGUCACAGCUGAGCGUCCCAUCCCGCUGUUCAUUGAGAAGUGCAUCCGUUACAUUGAAGCUACUGGUCUGAGCACAGAGGGAAUCUACAGGGUGAGUGGCAACAAGGCUGAGAUGGAGAGCAUUCAGCGGCAAUUUGACCAAGAUUCCAACCUGGACCUGGUGGAAAAGGACUUCUCUGUGAACACUGUAGCCGGAGCCAUGAAGAGCUUCUUUUCUGAGCUGCCAGACCCUCUGGUGCCCUACAACAUGCAGGUGGAGCUGGUGGAGGCCUUUAAGAUCAAUGAUCGAGAGCAGCGGUUCCUCACCAUGAAGGACGUGCUGCGCAGGUUCCCCCGAGAAAACUACGAUGUCUUCAAAUACGUCAUCAGCCACCUGAACAAGGUGAGCCAGAACAGUCGUGUGAAUCUGAUGACCAGUGAUAACCUAUCCAUCUGUUUCUGGCCUACACUGAUGCGCCCUGACUUCACCACAAUGGAUGCGCUGACAGCAACGCGCACUUACCAGACAAUCAUUGAGACCUUCAUCUACCAGUGUGCUUUCUUUUUCUACAAUCAGCCUCUGGUCGACACCACGAGCGGCCUGCCUGGGCUCCCAGGAUCCCCCACUGCCACCCUGUCUUCCACAACAUCCAUGUCCGGCUCCGCCUACUCAUCCUGUUACACCCCGGUCCAGCACGUAGCCACACCCUUCAGCCAAUCUCAGCAGUCCCCACCCCAUUCUCCUCCCCCAACGCCACAGUCACCUAUCCAGAGUCUGCUGCCUCCAAUGCACCCGCACCACACAUCAACUGAACAACACACGCUGUGAAGCAGAGAAGGAUGUAUAGAGAGAGAGUGCGAACGUGAAAGAGAAGUUCUGAAGCCAGGAAAGAGAGAUUACAUGAAUGGAGAGUGAUUCUUAGAGAAAAUGAUUGAGGAAGUAUGUCUGCAGGUGAUCGAGCAUGCAGUGAGGGAAGAAUUAGAGUGUUCGACAUAGCGAGAAGGUCAAGCCACUUCAGCAGUGAGACACUCCAGUAACAUCUUUUGCUCCUCGUUAUAGAUCACUGCACUCAUAUAAUUGAAAAGCAUACACACAUUCUUGCAUAUAUAUAUAUAUAUAUAUAUAUAUAUAUAUAUAUAUAUAUAUAUAUAUAUAUAUAUAUAUAUAUAUAUAUAUAUAUAGCACAUGCGCACAAAUAGAUCUGAGAGCGUGCUCUCUUUGGGUCAGCACAGGACAGAUGUGAUAAUAGGAGUGUGUGCUGAAGCCUGUUACCUGGCCAAUCCCGAUUUACGUGAGAGGUGACUGAGUAGAAAUGGACUUGAUGUGUGAGGUCUGGACUAAAAGAUCUGAACUGAACUCUGCACACCGUCGAUUAUCUGCUCUACUUAACCUCCCAGGCCCUUGUCCUGUCUCCACCAAUAGGAAUGAAGCUAAAUGUGGCAAGAAGCCAUCCUUAGCAUUCUCAGCAUUUUUUUUUUAUUUUUUAUCUUUCAACCACUAUUGUUAUCACUUUUUUUUUUUUUUUUUAAAGACUUGCUCCAGCAAUUGAAGACACGACAACUCUGUCAGCCACAUUCCGCUUCCUCCCUGCCUGAAUGAGUCCUGUUUACAGAGGAACAUGUUUAAAGAAAACAGCCCAAACAAGAACUUGACGAACUGUAUCUGGUUUCAUUGGCAGUGGACUACAGUGAACUUUGGUACUUUUUUUUUUUAUGCACAGCAUUAUGGGAUUUGAAGUCUUCUCAGCAUCUCUGUUCAUCUCUCUGCCUUCACAAUGAGCCAGAAUCUCAAGACCAUGCUAGGAGACUUGUUUCCAUUUCUGUUCUGGAAGAAAAAGAAAAAAAAGAUAGUGUGUGUUUUCUUGAUGCGUCAGUCAGGGUUCAGUUGUGCUCCACUCUGAUAACGGAUCUCGGUGAGAUUCUUCUUUAGAACAGAGAUGUGAAGAUAAUGCACUAGUGAGCUGAAACAUUAAAUGUGUAUGUGCGAUUAUGCGUUUGUGUGUGCGCCUGCCUGAAUGUAACACUUUAUGCUUUUGAAAUGUCACCGUGAGAUUUUGGCAGCUUCCAAAAGUGUGUCCAAUGGAUGGGUUUUUGAUGGAGGACAAAAAGAGAUGUGAAGGUUGUGUUUAGAAAUAUAUGGCUGGUGAUUUUGGUUGUCUGUGUGUUAACACUGAAAGGAAAGCUGCUUCGUCUAAAAACACACUUGCGUCACUCAGUCCAAACUCUGCUGCACUAUUCCAUUUAGACUUCCAAAAGAUUUUGAAUCGACUGUUGCUCAGUCAGAAAUGCUUUUUGUCUGAAGGAGAGUAGAAAGAAAGAGAGAACCUUAAAGGGAAGACCGUGCCUGUUUUUUUUUUGUUUGUUUGUUUGUUUGUUUGUUUGUUUGUUUUUUUGCUAUGUAGUUUCCAUCUUUGUGCUUAUAUUUGAGUGUGCUACUGCCAUCUGCUGUGCCAACAAGGUACUACACCUCAGACUGACUCAGCCUUCGGUUUUAUGAUCUACCUUGGACACGAAGUCCAUUCGGAUCCCCCUCCCUUCCCGUCAUAGAAGUGCUGGAUGCACUUUAAAUCAUGGUUCCUGUUCACACAGCGUCACCAUAGAGAAAUCCUGAAGAACCUUACUCGGCAACACUUCUCAGCACUUCAUCUUCUACUUUUUUUUGUUUGUUGUUUUUUUUUUUAAUUCUCAGGUCACCGCUGUGAUAAUGGCUCAUUAACUAUCAAUUCUUCCUAAUUGUCAACUUCAUUAAUGUUAUUGUCAUGUCUGAGAGAAUUCUGCAAAAAAAAAAAUCAUGAUGCUGAUGUUACUCAACAGGCUGAGUUUUGGAAUUAAACAGGGAUUUUUAGGACUUCAGAAGUAGACAUUUUUAAUUGACAUUUCUCAUAGUGUAGGUCUGUAAUGAAUCUUUCUGACCUGAACUGCCCACUACUUCUGCCCUGCCAGUCAAAGUCACAUUAAGCAUCUGAUUGGUUGUUUGAAAUCCCAACACGUUUUCUGCCCAGACUUGUGCACUUUAAGUGUGGGCAGAAAACGUGUCGAGAUUUUAAACGGCCAGUCCGACUCGCACCUCAGCUAUUUUUCUUCUCUUUUCAGUUCACAUGGUAUUUUUUGGGAAAAUAGGGAGAAGGAUCCAUGCUCUCCUGGUACUUUGCAGUUGAUUGCUGUCUUGCCACGUUCUCAGUGUAAAUCAUAUGUCAGUGUCUCAAUACAGAGUUGAUCCUUAGCGGCCAAAGACUGUGCAAAAAGGGCAAGUGAAAGUCAAGGAAGGGCAUCAAAUGGGAAUUAAAAAUGUGAUGUUUCAGCAAUCUUAUGUGGCUGCGUUAUUAUUAUUAUUAUUUUAUUUUUUUUGCAACAGUGGUGACCAAUUGUUAAGUUAAAUGAGAAACAAGCAAAACUAUAUUCAAAAUGGUUGUUUAUUUGUAUGUUAGGGGGUCUAACAAUUUGCCCUGUAGUCAAUGGUGAUAGAAAAAAAAAAGGUUUCUUUUUAUGUAUUAUUUUAAUAAUUAAAAAAAAAAAAAGACAAUUUUUAACAAUUUUGUGAAUGGUGUAAAGGCCACAUGAUGUAGUGCAUGAUUCAGCUCCAAGUCUGGGAGUUGGAACCUUCAACUCUUCGUAUUUAAGAGAGAAAAAAAACCCUGCAUUAAUGAAAGAUAAAAAAAAAAAAAAAAAAAAAUCAUGAAGUAAACUGAGAAGAAACAAAAAUCAUGACGUUAUUUGCUCUGGUCAUUUGUCUCAGUGGGAAUGGUGUAUAAACAGUAAGGCCUUAUGUGAGCUGUAUUAUAGUUAAUAAAUCAAUCUUGUAAUAUG